CUUCACCCAAAGAGCAGUUUUGACUUCGCUCUGUGCCUCUCUCAGACAGACUCACACAGACUCGCUCACAUUGCUGGACUGAAAAACCCUCUCAGCUCGGCUCUCCGGCCACUAGAGAAGAUGCUUCAUCGUUACUCUUCAUGAGAUUACUGCAAGACUGAGUGGAGUGGCAGCCCUGCAGCUGAUGGGCUGCUGCUGCUGCUCUUUCCAUCUUUAUCUCUCUUUUAAUUGGGACGCUGGGGAGAAAUAAAUAGCUCAGCACACACUGUUGGGAGGCAAAUGAAUGGAACAGACUGACGGGGGAUUUCCCCAGGCUGCCUUCACACAAAUGGACCUGGACACAAGUUUUGAACUGGCCAAACUGUUUCUGGAAGAAUAAUGUUUCUUAUUGUUUUGUAAAUCCAUUUUUGCAGUUAAGAGCUUGCAGACUGACCUUUUUGUGGAUUUUCACUGUUUACAUUCACACCAUAUCUUAGGCUCAAGGAUGUGCUCUAUAGUCAUGCUUCAUCAGUGGAGUCUGGCUGUGUUCUUGCUGUGCUCUCCAGUGACUCUUGAUGGGAAACCAGUUGAUGCACUUGGUAGCAGAACGAGGAGGUCAGUAAGCCACGUCCAGCUGAUGCAUGACAAGGGCCGCUCCUUGCAGGAGUUCAAGCGUCGCAUGUGGCUACAUGAACUGCUCGAGGAGGUGCACACGGCUGAUGAGCGAGCGCCACUUGUGCAGAGCAGAACCCAGAGCCAAACCUUCAGUGGGAAUGCCCUGCAUGAGAAGCCCCCAGGGGCCACAAAGAAUCUCCCUGACAGGUUCAGGCUGGACAGAGAGGGCCCUAACCUGCCCCAGGAAACCAACAAGGCUCUGGCUUAUAAGGACCAGCCACUAAAAGUGGCCACCAAGAGGAAAAAAAAGGUGAGGUUAGGCCGACGUAGAGAGAGUGACAAAAAGCGGAGACGGGCGCGGUCUGUCUCAUCAAAGGAGCCAUGAAGGACGUAACACCCCAGCUAAGAGACUGCCAAUAGCCUUUAUAUGGUACUGGACUAAGACACUGAUGUAGGUACAACUAGACUGGGAUCUGAGAGACUCAACCCAUGGCUGACUCAGUCACUUCAUAUUACGGCCCCGGAGUUGUGCUUGUAUGAUAAUAAUUUGCUAUGUUUGUAUUUUCAAUCUCAUACUUCAUCAUAACAUCUUCUUCAGUCCAUAUUUAUUUGGAAAAUCUGUAGGCCUGUGUAACCCUGAUUUACAUCCAAACAACGCCAUAUGUUGUCAUCUCUAUCCAGCUGUGUGCGCAAGUAGAUCAUAAGAGGAACUAUUUAUUACCUGAAUAUAAUGUAACUUCACAAAAUUGGGAAGCUGAAUGGUCUACUUUUGUUUGGCUCUAUAUGUGUUGACUGUCGUGGACAUAGUUACAUGCAAACUGUUCACUGAAUACAUCUGUUGGAACUGUUCUGCCAUAAUUUAUUUCACUUUUAAAGUGUGUAUUUAUUUUGUGAAUGUAUCACGGUGCUGCUGACUAAAUUCCAUAAUGCACUUUAGUUAUAUCCUGUUCAUGUUCUUGUGUGGUUGAGUUUUGAUUUGAUGUUUCUUUUUGAUGGUCCUGCUUUCCUUUCCCACCUUAGAUCCCUCAUGGACUUGUAACUUAUUGGAUGCUUCAUCAAACCCACUCUCACCGUUUUACAUUAUAGUUUAUUUUUAUAGAACAAGCCUGAGACGGCGGCUCUCAGACUCAUUUAAUGUUCUUCACUUGCACUGAGGACAUACUGUACAUGUUUCCAGUUAAUCAAACAUUAAAAGUGUAGCCAUUA
Morone saxatilis (striped sea-bass) is the source of this 1800-nucleotide messenger RNA. RefSeq names its product parathyroid hormone-like hormone b (gene pthlhb). NCBI's taxonomy places the organism in Eukaryota, Metazoa, Chordata, Actinopteri, Moronidae. The record is from RefSeq and is a predicted model, not a curated record. Gene Ontology annotation, biological process: osteoblast development; adenylate cyclase-activating G protein-coupled receptor signaling pathway; bone mineralization. Gene Ontology annotation, molecular function: peptide hormone receptor binding; hormone activity. The coding region runs from base 485 to 979 and encodes 164 amino acids. The transcript is spliced from 3 exons. Gene Ontology annotation, cellular component: extracellular region.